CAACGUGGAGGGUGGACGGAGGUCGAGAGUCGCGGGCUGCCUCACUCUGCGGCUCCCGCCGCUCGGGAGCAGACACGCGGGGCCAAAGACUAAUUUGAACUAUUUUAUUAACAAAAACAAUACAUAUUUGUAAAUAACACCACUAACAACUGUAAACACGAAACAGCAACAACACAUUUCUCCUAUAAGGACUCUCUUUAAAACUUACCUUACACCGUAAGACAACCGCCUGUAAAAAAAAAAAAAGGAGGGUAAAGAAGGGAAGGAAGGCACACACGAAGUGAACGAGAGCGCGUGGCCGGAGAGAGAGAGAGAGAGAGAGAGAGAGAGAGAGAGAGAGAGAGAGAGAGAAAGCGAAAGCGAGUGAGUGAGAAAGCGAGAGAGAAAGGGAGAGGGAGACGUACGAGGUAAUUCCAUUUCCGGUUUCUUUUUUCCAAAGCAAACGUGUUUGCAACACACGCACACACAAGCAGUACACAGUAAACAAGAAACAAGCUACAAAAGAGUCGAACGAUAGAAAAGUCUAUUUUCUGAAGUUAUUCCUCGUUCGAACGGGUGCACGACGCGGCUGCAAGUGAGGAGGAUGAGGGGGUGAGAAUACAAACGUGAGAAAGGGGAUAGAGAAAAAAAUCGACAAGCGAGAUCGUAAAAUAGCGCGCGUCGGCCGCCACGGGACGGGAUAAUCGCAUUUUAAGUUGUUUCUGUACUCUGUGUGACCCUUACAUUAUUUUGUCCCUCCGAUGGGGACGGGUUCAGUGUUGUAACUUAGGAUAUAAGAAGACUAAAAAGAGCUCCGGAGCGCACAACAAAAAGAGAGAGCAAGGAGAAAUUGGAAUUCUGGAAGAAAUAAGAAGAGAGAGAUAUAUAAGAAAAAAAAGAGUGUGUGGUAGUGACCGGAAACGCGCCCACAUCAGGGAACGUUCAUGAAAACGAGAGAAGAGAAUCCGGAUCAAGAGUGAGAGCAAUCAACGAUUAAGGGAGAGAGCAGGAAACGACGAGAAGAAGGAAGAUUCACGAAGAGGGAUAGCUCCGGGCGUCGUAUAGAGAAAACAAUGGAGCUCCAAUUUUUUAUACUAGAAGAAGAAUCUAAUAAAAAAGCGUGAGAGAGAGAACGAAAAUCGAGAAAAGAAGGACGAAGAAUCGAUCCUGUUUGUGUUUCCGCAUUGUACUUUCACGUGUAUCCUUUGGUAAUUGCGAGAACUUUAAUCCUUGAUACCUUUGAAAUUUGUCGUGCGAAGGGGACAAAAGGCGUCAGAGGGAUCCAGAAGACUGAUCGGAAUCGCGGCACGUUUAUGACACCGUUGAUCAAUCCAUAUCCGAUUUGAAAUCACGUAAUCCGACUCGCGUGCACGCUCCUUUGGGAGGAUAUGUCUUACCGUUCCAGUGGGAAUUGUCAUUCGGGAGAACAAUCUUCACAACGUCAAGGACAACGUCGAUCCGAGUGCCAGAGUUCUUACGUCCUGGAUCCCGCGACCGUCAAGCUGUCCUGACGAAAAGAGGACCGUCCCCUCAGAUCAUCCCGAUCGAAGAAGCGCAAUCAUCGGCAAACGGCCGUCAUAUCAGGUACGCGAUCGACCAUCAAGCACAGCGUGGAGCCGCCGCCAAGAAGAGUCCGUUCAGGAAUGCCCGCCAGGGCCCAGCCACGCUCCCGUCUCCCCUACGUUCAAGGACGAUGACGAUCGGCCACGGCGAUCGGUAAGAUCCGAGCAGCGCGAACACGCGCCACCACCACGGAGAUGGCGGGCUACAAUCAUUCGAAUCCACAGCGUGUCGUCUACCAUACGACCUACCCGACGCCCCUCGCUCCAAACGGCGACCCGAUAAAGCUUCCCGAAAAUCUGGAAACCUUGCCGCGAGCUGAACACUUUCCAACUCAGAGGCAUCGAUGGAACACCAAUGAGGAAAUCGCCGCCAUUCUGAUCAGUUUUCAGAGACACACCGAAUGGCAAAGUCGGGAGGUGAAAGUACGACCACGAAGUGGUUCGAUGUUACUGUACUCGAGAAAGAAAGUACGCUAUCGGCGAGAUGGUUACUGCUGGAAAAAGAGAAAAGACGGAAAAACUACACGGGAGGAUCACAUGAAACUGAAGGUCCAGGGAGUCGAGUGCAUCUACGGCUGUUACGUGCACUCGGCUAUCCUUCCGACGUUUCAUCGCCGGUGUUACUGGCUACUACAGAAUCCGGACGUUGUUCUCGUUCAUUAUCUGAACGUUCCUUAUCCGGACGGCGAUGCGAAGCUGGCGGCCCUGCCACCCUGUCUCGCACUUCCGCCAGACAAGAAGGAAUGGACGCGCGACGAGCUUGCGUCGCAAUUAAGGCCCAUGUUCCUCGGUGGAGAUGAUGAUCCAAACAAUCCUCAUCUCACGCAGCACUCGAACCAUCCCGUCGACAUGAUAGUCUCUCAACUGCUCGACAGGCAGAGGGCAUCCUCCACUUCCUCCACCAGCAGCACUCAACUCGCACCUAGGAGACUUACGCCCGACAAUCAGGUCUCUUCGACAACGGGAGGUCAGCAAUCGUCGACGACAGCGACUCCGGCUCCCCGUGUGUAUUCAAGACAUUCCCAUUCCACUCAGAGCCAACAGCCGGCUCCUUUAGUUUUAAGUUUGCAACAAAUCCAAGGCGGUGGUGGUCUUCUGAUACUCAACAGUCAACCAUAUCAUCAUCAGCAGCAGCAGCAGCAGCAGCAGCAGCAGCAACCGCAGCAGCAGCAGCAGCCGCAACAACAACAGCAGCAGCAACAGUCGCAACAGCAGCAGCAGCCGCAACAGCAGAAUCAGCAGGUAGAGAUGCAACAGAUCACGGAGCAACAACUCGUGCCACAGACCAGCGUAGAUCGAGAGCAGCAGACGCAACAAGAGAUCGAGGCACAGGAGAACAUGGACAGAUCCGCCGUUCAGUCUCUACCGAUCGGCGGUUCCGGCUCCGAGGUGACCGAUUUCGCCGAAACGUUGGAUCUGAGUCAGGAGGACAUUCAAAAGACAUUGUCCGCUAAUAUGGUGCCUCCGUCACCGUCGCCGUCACCGGCGGACAAUAGCAUGAUUAAUCCGAUGGAUUUCAUCGACUCGUCAGACGAUGUGCUGGUUAAUUUAGACGCGUUCGACGUGUUCGGUGAUUUGCCGGAGCUGCACGACUUUGAGGCCGAUCAAACGAAGCACGAGGAACAGCGAGGUCCCGAGAAUGACGUCGGAUGUCAUCCUGGUACAACCGUCCAUAUUGCAGAGUAUAGUCCUGAAUGGAGUUACACCGAGGGUGGUGUAAAAGUAUUAGUUGCUGGUCCAUGGACCGGCGGUAGUGGUUCUCAAUCGUAUUCGGUACUUUUCGACGCGGAGCCGGUUGAGGCGUGCCUCGUGCAACCAGGUGUACUGCGCUGUCGAUGUCCCGCGCACGCACCAGGAAUAGCGUCCCUUCAGGUGGCGUGCGACGGUUUCGUCGUGUCCGAUAGCGUUGCCUUCGAAUAUCGUAGAGCGCCGACGAGCGAACCUAGUCCAGAGAAAGCACUGCUGGACCGCCUUGCGGAUGUGGAGGCCCGUUUGCAGGGCCCCGGUCCGCCGUCUCCCGCAGCACAUCUGGAAGAGCGACUGGUUGCUUAUUGCCAGGAUGCUGUUGUCCGUCCUUGGCGAGCUGGAGCGGAACCUCUUCAAUCCGGUGGGCCUACCCUUCUGCAUCUGGCAGCCGGAUUGGGAUACUCCAGGUUAGCCUGUGCACUCCUUCAUUGGAGAGCGGAAAAUCCUAGUAGCGUUUUGGAUGCGGAGGUCGAUGCUCUCAGGCAGGAUAGCGCCGGUCUCACGCCGCUUGCUUGGGCUUGCGCGGCAGGACAUGCCGAUACCGCCAGGAUUCUUUAUAGAUGGAACGCUAUGGCGCUUCGCGUGAGGGACUGUCAAAAUAGAACGGCGACCGAAUUGGCCGCAGAAAAUGGCCACGCGGCAAUUGCCGAAGAACUGAAUCAACUCGAAGCCCGAAGGCAAGACGAGAGGCUGUUCUUGCGACCCGCCAGCCCUAGCCCCAGGAGGCCAUCUCAAGACAGCGGUCUCGAUCUGGCGUUGUGUGGCUCGCCGCUGCUGGACAACAUGGAAUUGUUGCAAGAAGAUGAGUCGUCGUUAGGCCUCAGCGAACAGGGAAUGGAGAGCGCUCCGACCCCUCAGGAGACCGUAGGGGAGGAAGACGCGAGGGUGCUGACAUUGGCAGAGCAAAUUAUAGCGGCGCUACCGGAAAGGAUCAAGAGGGCGGAGGGUGAUUCUCCGUCUUCUUCCUCGCCACCGCCACUCACGGCACCUCUGUCACCCUUGGAAGACGCUCUGAUGGAACAAAUGCCUCUCGACUCCGGAGAACUGUUCGACUCGUAUCGCGACUGCAACGGCGGCGCCGCGUCGAUCUCGGACGCCGACGCCGACGCCAGUCCCUCGAGUCCCUCCAGCAGUUGCCUGACGCCGGACUCGCCGUCCCCGCCGCCCACCACGGCCGAUUUCUGCGAGUUUCUGCAGCUGCAGCUGCAUCUCGACGGCAACGGCAAUGCUCACAACGGUCAUUCAUUCUAUUCGCCGAAUAGCGGAGAGCGCAGAUUGAACGGCAUGAUCGGAUCCGGCGCCUUAUCAGCUACGAGCGACGGCGGUAGCGAGGCGGAUCUGAGCAGAUUGACGCUGUCAGAUCGCGAGCAACGGGAGCUCUAUCACGCUGCCAGGAUGAUCCAGAAGGCGUAUAGAAACUACAAGGGUCGACAGAGGCAAGAGGAAGCCGAGAGACACGCCGCCGUUUUGAUCCAACAAUAUUAUCGUCGUCAUAAACAGUACGCUUAUCACAGGCAAGCGACGAAAGCGGCUCUGGUGAUUCAGAACAACUAUCGAAAUUAUCGCGCGCGGCCAGGCUCAACUAGCAUGAGGCAACAGGCGGUCCAUCAGCAGGCGGCUCAUCAAGCCGCGCGGAAAAUCCAGCAGUUCAUGCGGCAAUCCAAAAUCAAACUGCAGAACGCCAGGGCCGUCGCAAACGGGAACGGGAGGCCGCCAGCGGUCACUUCACGGGCGGCUGCUGUCCCCCAAAGCUCGCCCUCAUCUAGCCCAGGGGCCAGCCUAGUAGCCGCCAGCCAGGGGGUCACCUAGUUGACUGUCGAUCCAACAGCGCGCAGAAUGGCGACGACAGUUCGAUAGCAAAGUAACAUAUAUACGGCCGGUGGUGAGGAGAGAAAGGGAGAAAGAGAGCGUUGAUGAACGACGUCGACCUGAAACGCGGACGUCGCGACGCUCUGAGGUGGAGCAUACCUCAUUCUACGAUCUCGAUGCGCGAGAUCGUUAGCGACAAUUACGACUACAUAAAACUAAUAGAAAAAGGGUACCAGACGCUCACGAUGAUACGGAUGAUAUACGCUUUAUUCUCUGCGUCUCUGAUUUGCGUACCCGGGGUGGUUGACUUAUCUAUCUAUCUAUCUAUCUAUCUAUCUAUCUAUCUAUCUAUCUAUCUAUCUAAAGUCUUAUCUCAUAUAGUUUUGAUUAUCUUUCGUCCCUCACACUGAUGAGUUAAGCACCUGGAGCACCGCGUAUAUCCUUGACCGCUCGUUCGUUUCGCUUGUAUGUACCUUUACUACUACCGCAUUUUCUCCACGCGUUCUUGUAUCCUCCUCCGAUCGACACGAGCCAGUAUUGGAAUAGCGUCGGAUCAGAUGAACUUAUUGCGGAAUGGAUUUGCUAAAAAUCCGCGCGUGAUCGAUCGACUCGAGAAGCAUGCUUAUAAGAUAUACGGUUUUUUAUCUUCUGCUUGUAACUAAGAUUAUCUAGCGUGUCGCGGCUUUCCACGACGAGAAGUACGUCCGGCACGUACGUUGACUCUUUGCGAACAGCAUUGUAGUCGACGAACCGUUCCCGUGAUAUUUUAUUGGCAUAUGAUGUGUGUAUCGAGCUGAAUCGCACAAAAUCGUUGUCGCUUUUGUAGACUCAGAUAGCUCUCGCGAGCUUCUUGCCACUGGCAGACUCUAUCAAUCCUAGAUCUUUCUGAAAUGAAAUAUUUCUUCGCGACACACGAGGCUCUUUGCAGCUAUCGACAUAUUUCUUCUUUAACGACACAUUAGUCGACAAAUUCGAAAUCUUUCUGGGAAUAAAGAAUGCAUAAAUUUUGAUCGAAUUUUGUAUGUUUACAGUUCUAAAUGUCGCGCUCGUUCUAUAUUGCAAUUUACAUUGAAUCCGUAUUAAAAAAUUAGAUUAAUCAAUCUCAAUACAUUAUCGUAAUUUUUACAUUACAAGUAAAUAUACAUAAAUACUUGAAAAAUAAGGACAAUCAGUUUGUUUUUUGCCUGAAAAAUUUUAUACUGUUUACGUCGGCGUAGUUUUAUCACGAAGAAAUAUUCAAGCGAAGAUUAUUAUAUUUAUUUUUUUGAUGCGAUGGCAUCUACCGAUUAUUUAUGUAAUUUCAUUUACAAUUAAGGAACAGUUAAUCUUCUCUUCUCUUUUUUUUUUUUACUUACUCGUUUAUCAAUUCUUAUUCCCGAAUUUAUCAUAAUUGAUUUAGACAAAGCUGUGGCUAGGAUGGUAUUGACGAAAAAUAGAGUUUAGAAAAAAAAGAAAAUAGAGUGAGCUUAAAGUUCUCCGAACUUAUUUUAUAUAUACGUUUAUUCGCAAGUUAGGCUUCGGAGUCAGUUGAUGUUAAUGAAUGUCGAUUGACAGAUGAUUGAGCGAAUAAAUCGACAACAUGAAAUCGAUUUUAGAGAUACUAAUGGAUUAUAUUUUAGCGACGAAUAAAAUAAGACAAAUGCAGGAAAAGUUAAAAAUUUGAGUAUUUGGUAUGAAUUGGAACACAAUUAAAGUAUUGAUGUUUCGCAAGAGGGUUUUGAUUUUCGAUCGGUAUUAUUGUUUGCGUCCAUUUUUUAUAUUUUUACGAGGGAUGUAGUAAUUAAAUUUAUAAGUAUUUCACACGAAGCUGAACAUUGCAUUUUUCUUAUCGUUCAGCUGUAUCGUAAUCGUGAUAUGAUAUGCAGUGUCGAUAAUCCAUUGUACAUAUUAAAUUUAAUGCGAGACUACUGACAUUCAUUGCGUCGCAGAAAACCGGUAUCUUUCGUGUACGAAAAUCAUUUUGCUCGAGAGAUGAAAAAAUGAAUGAGAAAGAUUAUACUUUGAUUUUAGAUAAUUUUAGGAAAAGAGCGAGAGGAGAAGGGGGAGAAACGGGGACGAGGAGAAAGCGGCAAUACACGAACGAGGUAGCUACUAGAAGGCGAAUGGGAGGGGAGGGAGAAGAAUUGAAACAAAAGAAAAUAGGAAAAAGAGAAAAAAAAAUAGAACAUGCUCUUUGUCCAAAGGGCGCAACUUCAUCCACGGGCUGUGCUAGUCACAGUAUAAUCAACUUUGUAGAGUUACUUUAUAGAAUGUAAGUUAGUCGAUUACACAUUGUUACAAAAACUACCUACCGUUUUCUCUCUCCGAUAGGGGAUUUUUUUAAAGAUUCUCUAGCAUAAAAUAAUUAGCGAUUAAUUAAGGACGUAGUUGAUUGCGGACGCGCGAAGGGUGGCGCACAAGCCGCGGUCUUGUCCCGCGUUCAAAUCUUUGAUCGAGAGGACAAACGUUUAUUGUGAUAAAUUAAUGGUGAUCCAAGAAAGUAUUUCCGCGCAAUUGGGGGGAGAGGAAGAAACAGAUAGAAGAGAGAGAGAGAGAGAAAAAAAAAGAAAACAAACGUGUCCCACAUAGGUACGUCUCCGUGUGUAUGCACGCGACAAUUUUCGCUGAGAUACGUGAGACGGAGAUAGACAGACAGACAGAGAGAUCCGAAGAGUUAAAUAUAAAUCAAGAUAAAUCGAGUGAUUAUCGCCGCGAUAUCUGUCAGGGAAGUUAUGUGUCGAUACUAUGCGCGUCGCAAAUGUAAAGAGUAUAUUACUGUGAAUUGCCGAAAAUUCUCCGGGAGAGUAAUUAAUCCAUAUCGAGCCUCUCCUCUUGGGAUAUAUUACGCAGAAACACAGCAGGUUGUGAGAUUUAAUAGUGCGACGUAAGUGCAAAGCGCGCGAGGCGGGAUAUUAUUGCAAUAUAUAUAAAUAUAUAUAUAUAUAUAUAUAUAUAUAUAUAUAUUUAUUAACAUAUAUAUUGUACACACGAGUCAAUUCCAACGAGCAUUUUCAUGCCAUUAAGCUUAAAAAGUUAUUAGUUAUUAAAAUGAUGCGAGAGGCGUGCGCGCGGAAAGGAAGAGAGGAAAGCGGGGAAGGGAGAGAGGAGGAAAGCAUAACAAAUUCUUACACUCUUUUAAUCAUUGUUAAUUAAUUAAAAUAAUCACGAUCCUAUCGAAAUACUUAAACAAAAAUGAAUAAAAUAAUAUAAUUAUUAUACACACAAAACUAUUAUUAUAUAUAUAUAUAUAUA
This is a messenger RNA of Cataglyphis hispanica, 8327 nucleotides long. RefSeq names its product calmodulin-binding transcription activator 2 (gene Camta). The coding region runs from base 1737 to 5096 and encodes 1119 amino acids. Gene Ontology annotation, cellular component: nucleus. Gene Ontology annotation, molecular function: protein binding; double-stranded DNA binding; transcription coregulator activity. Gene Ontology annotation, biological process: regulation of transcription by RNA polymerase II. The record is from RefSeq and is a predicted model, not a curated record. The transcript is spliced from 13 exons. Lineage: Eukaryota; Metazoa; Arthropoda; Insecta; Hymenoptera; Formicidae.